AGUGUUUAUUUUUAUUUGGACAAAAAAAAAUGUUUGGGAAAUAUGAUUUUGGAUAAUAUUGUAGUAUUCCAGGAAUGUAGGCUCAUACAACUUCUUAGUUUGUCUUGUCUUUAUUACACAAGAUGCGUUACAAGCACACAACAAACCUCAAUGUGCGUCUCGUCUCUUUUCCCGGCAAAACUCAAACUCUUUACUUCCUGUAAAAACGUCACUUCCCUAUCUCCCCGGAAGUCCCGCCCCCCAGGCCAAAGACAUUGGCCAACACGCCGUAGCCAGCCGCUACGUCCUUAAAGUUUAAAAAGUUGCGCAGGAGCGCGUCACGUGACCCGACGUCGUCUGUCCUCAGCAGACGCGACUUUUCAUCAUCUUCAUCGUCUUCACCCUCCCCAAGAAUGGCCGCCAUGGAGAAGUACAAACAGUUUGUGGUGACUCUGACUUGCGCGGCAGUGAUGGCAACGAUGGCCGUCAUUUUCGUGCUGAGGUGGGUUCUGCACUUCAAGGAGGGUCUGGCCUGGGACGGAAGUCUGGCCGAGUUCAACUGGCACCCGCUGCUGCUCGUCUGCGGCUUCAUUGUGCUGCAAGGUCUGGCCAUCAUCGUGUACAGACUCCCGUGGAGCUGGCAGUGCAGCAAACUUACAAUGAAGUUUAUCCACGCGGGCUUGAACUUCGUGGCCUUCAUUUUUUCUGUUGUGUCUUUGGUGGCGGUUUUUGACUUCCACAACGUUGCCAAGAUCCCCAACAUGUACAGUCUGCACAGCUGGUUGGGUCUGACAGCCGUGAUAUUGUAUUGUCUGCAGCUUGUUUUAGGGGUCGCCAUGUACUUGAUACCAUUCACACCUGUAGCCUGGAGAGCAGCCUUCAUGCCCAUCCAUGUCUACAGUGGCCUUCUACUCUUUGCUUCAGUCAUAGCAGUGGCACUCAUGGGCAUUACUGAGAAACUCAUAUUUGGCCUGAGCAACCCAAAGUAUAAGGACUCCCCUCCCGAGGCAACAUUUGUGAACAUUCUAGGACUCCUUCUGGUAGUUUUCGGUGCUCUGAUCCUCUGGAUUGCCACUCGGCCAUCUUGGAAACGGCCGAGUGAACAGACCUUGCAUACUUUGCAUUCCGAUGAGGAGAGCACUAGAGUCGGUCCGGCCUUGUCUCAACUCUCGGAUGAAAGAGAGGGCGAAGCCUUUGGGGAGACCCGCAGAAGGAGUAAUAAAUUAGAGGAUCAGGUCAACUGAAUGAGUAAAUAUAAAACGCAAUGCUGUAAGAUUGUUGGAUUGGUUAUUCCACAGAAUCAGUGCCAUUUUCUUGCUGUAAGUCUUGCAAAAUAAACUUAAGUUUCUGUCUUU
Molecule: messenger RNA, 1334 nt
Organism: Entelurus aequoreus (snake pipefish)
Lineage: Eukaryota; Metazoa; Chordata; Actinopteri; Syngnathiformes; Syngnathidae
Product: plasma membrane ascorbate-dependent reductase CYBRD1
Exons: 5
Coding region: 393-1223 (276 amino acids)
Cellular component (GO): lysosomal membrane
Molecular function (GO): oxidoreductase activity
Source: RefSeq, a predicted model, not a curated record